Molecule: messenger RNA, 3128 nt
Organism: Microcebus murinus (gray mouse lemur)
Lineage: Eukaryota; Metazoa; Chordata; Mammalia; Primates; Cheirogaleidae
Gene: CYP4X1
Product: cytochrome P450 family 4 subfamily X member 1
Molecular function (GO): oxidoreductase activity, acting on paired donors, with incorporation or reduction of molecular oxygen; monooxygenase activity; iron ion binding
Source: RefSeq, a predicted model, not a curated record
UGUGUCUAGGGCUGGCUUCAUGGUCAUGAACGUGAGCAGUCACACGAGGCCCUGAACUCAGAAGGGCAUAUGCUUGGUUUAAAGCUCUGCUGUUGCUAUCUUAAAAUUGUUAAUAAAUUUUUAAUCCCACAUUUUCAUUUUGUGCUGGGAUUCAUAAAUUAUGUAGUAGGCCCUAAUUGUAGCUGUGUGGUGGAAAUACUAUAUAAUAGUAUGCUACUAUGUAUCACUUCCCAAUUCAGUGUUCAGUACCCUCAAAUUGCAACUGGAAGUAGCCGGUGGGGGACGUUGGUACACGCUUGAAACAGGGUGGGAAGCAAUUGUACACUAUUUACCGGCGCAACACUGCGCAGUGUAAAUAUAAUUAAUGGUCAUGCACCUCCUCCCACCCCUGCCCCUGGGCGUUUUGAAUGCCAAAGAGGAAAAGGCCUUUUUUGCAUAGGAGUUUAUUAUUCAUUUGGGACAGCAAAACAAUGACCUCAUCCUUGGCAUUAUUUCUAAUUAUAAAUUCAGAUCUCCCGCGAUGGAAGACUGUCCCACUUAAAAAACGCCACUCCAGGAGGGUGAGAGCAGUCGUCCUGAAUCAAGGCGUGCUCCCGGAGGUAACCGGUUAGAAAUCCGGGUACACGCGCCUGCCUCUCCCCGCGCCUGAGCUGCCUCUCCCACUGCGCUGCCUCCUUCCCCAGGAAGCCGGAGCAUCACCAAGGGCUCAGAGGGGCGGCGGCUGGCUGAUCCAUCCUCUGCCAGAUCCCUCGCCCAUCCUGAGACCGCUGCGCUCUGCCGCUGCGCAGAGCGAUGGAGACCUCCUGGCUGGAGACGCGCUGGGCGCGGCCCUUCUACCUGGCGUUCGUGUUCUGCCUGGCCCUGGCGCUGCUGCAGGCGAUCAAGCUCUACCUCCGGAGGCUGCGGCUGCAGCGGGACCUACGCGCCUUCCCCGCGCCCCCCACCCACUGGUUCCAUGGGCACCAGAAGAUUUUUCAAGAUGAAAAAAUGGAGAAGAUAGACGAGAUUGUUGAAAAAUACCCUCGUGCCUUCCCUUGCUGGAUUGGGCCUUUUGAGGCAUUUUUCUUUAUCUAUGACCCAGACUAUGCAAAGACAUUUCUGAGCAGAACAGACCCCAAGUCCCAGUACCUGUACAAGUUCAUAAUCCCAUGUCUUGGAAAAGGACUGUUGAAUCUAGAAGGGCCCAAGUGGUUCCAGCACCGCCGCCUACUAACUCCUGGAUUCCACUUUAACAUCCUGAAAACCUAUGUUGAGGUGAUAGCCCAUUCUGUAAACACGAUGCUGGAUAAGUGGGAGAAGCUGUGCGGCACUGAGAACACAAGCGUGGACGUUUAUGAGCACAUCAACUUGUUGGCUCUGGAUACAAUCAUGAAAUGUGCUUUCAGCCAGGAGUCCAACUGCCAGACAAACAGCACCCAUGAUCCUUAUGUAAAAGCCACGUUUCAAAUCGGCAGAAUUAUACGUAACAGAAUAUACAGUUUCUGGUAUCACCAUGACUUGCUUUUCAAACUCAGCCCUAAGGGCCACUACUUCCAGAAGUUAAUCCAAGUGGUGCAUCAGUACACAGAAAAGAUGAUCCAGGACAGAAAGGAAUCCUUCAAGGCUGGGAAGCAGCAGAACAACACUCAAAAGAGGAAGUACAAGGAUUUUCUGGACAUCGUCCUUUCUACCCAGGCUGAAAACGGAGAUGUCUUCUCAGAUACUGACGUCCAAUCUGAGGUGAACACGUUCAUGGCCGCAGGGCACGAAACCACGGCUUCCAGCCUCUCCUGGCUCCUCUACUGCCUGGCUCAGAACCCUGAGCAUCAGGACAGAUGUCGGGAGGAGAUCAAGGGCAUCCUAGGGGACGGCUCUUCUAUCACCUGGGACCAUCUGGGUGAGAUGUCGUACACCACGAUGUGCAUCAAGGAGACGUUACGAUUGAUUCCUGCAAUCCCAACUAUUUCCAGAAAACUCAGCAAGCCCCUUACCUUCCCAGAUGGAUGCUCACUGCCUGCAGGUAUAACCGUGAGUCUCUAUAUUUGGGGUCUUCACCACAACCCUGCAGUCUGGAAAAAUCCAAAGGUCUUUGACCCCUUGAGGUUCUCUCCGGAGAAUUCUGAUCGGAGACACCCCCAUGCCUAUUUACCAUUCUCAGCUGGACCAAGGAACUGCAUCGGGCAGCAGUUUGCCAUGGUUGAGUUAAAGGUGGCCAUUGCCUUGAUUUUGCUGCGCUUCCAAGUGACUGCAGACCCCACCAGGCCUCAUCUCUUCUCCAGCCAUAUUAUCCUCAAACCCAAGAAUGGGCUCUAUUUGAACCUGAAGAAACUCCCUGAAUGGUAGAUCCCAGGGCACGAUGAUUAAAUAUGUUUUGUUUUUAAGUUAAAUGUACAGCUAAUGGUCCAAGUAAAUGGAAAGGGAUCAAAAUGUGGUGGGAGGGUUGGAGGUAGGAGAGAUAGGGGUCUCUGUGAAGCUGCACAUUAUCCAGAAACAUUUCUAGGUAACACAGGGCAUCUCCUUGAUCAGUUUCUAUAUGACUUUGGGAAAUUGUCACAUCUUUUCUGUUUGAUUUUACCUACUAUUAGUGUUCUAUACCCAGCACUUUGCUAGGUGACUUCCAUAUAUUUUCUGUUGUUCUUAAAAAUAGUUUUCAGAAUUACAAAAGUAAUAGGUGAUUAUAUGCUCACUGUAAAAAAAUUCCAACACUAGACAACUUGUAGAGUAAAAAAUUUAAAUCCCACUUUAUGUAGCUCACAUCCCAAUCCUACUGCAUUUCCUAAAAACAGAAUAAUUUGGUGUGUGUUCUUUCAGACUUUUUCCUAUACCAAAGUUCAUAUAUAUGUAUGUAUUCUUAUAGGUGGGAUCAUAUCUAUAUUGUUAUUGCUUUUUUUCACUUAAUAAAAACCCAUCUCAUUUGUUAUCAUGGCUUCAUGGUAUUCUGUAAUAUGGCUGUAUUACAUUAAAAAUGUAUUUAACUAUUUUCCUUAUUGGACAUUUAUUUGUAAUUUUAAAAACAUGUUUAUUGCCCAUUUAUGUUUAUCUUUGUUUUGUUCUCUGUGAGUUGUCUGUACAAUGUUGGUGAACUUCUAUGAAGUUGUCUUUUUCUUAUUGAUUCAUAUGAGUUCUUUAUAUAUUGUGGAUAACAAUCU